GAGCAAGCCAGUCGCUCAACUUCUUUUUAGCCGGGACAGUUCUGAUCAGAAGUUGUGAAGACGGCAUGCAUGAACUGAGGGUCUAAUUUCCCUCUCCUCUUGAUUUAACCUUACAAAGAGAAGCCGUUUAAAUACUUCAGAUCAAGACAUGCUUAUUCUUCUUCUAACGAAAACAAGGAUUUUAAUUCAUUGCUUUGCCUAGAGAACAUAAUGCCUUCCGGAGACGAUGCCAAGAGUCUACCAAAUCCAUGAAGAGUAACAAAAAUGAUGACAGAAAUUAAAACUUGUACAAACCAUGAUGCACCCCAUAUCAAUUGCCACCAGCGUGUCUCCUGAAAAGCAUUUGACCUUCAAAACCGCAAUAAUAAUGGGGCCCAAUGUGUCAUAUGUGAAGCUUUCAGAUCAUUAUCAUCACCUGGGCCAAGAUAACAGUAUUUCAACCAAUUAUUCACAAGGUCUGCUUGGGAAUUCUACAAAUAAUGAGUUUACAACUAUUGUUUUACCUGUGCUUUACCUCAUCAUUUUCCUGGCAAGCAUCUUGCUGAAUGGCUUGGCCGUAUGGAUUUUCUUCCACAUUCGAAACAAGACGAGCUUCAUUUUUUACCUUAAGAACAUCAUGGUCGCAGACUUGCUAAUGACUCUGACAUUUCCAUUUAAAAUCAUUCACCACUCAAGAAUGGGCCCAUGGGACUUCAAUUUCUUCCUAUGCCGUUACACAACAAUCCUGUUUUAUGCCAACAUGUACACCACAAUUGUAUUUCUUGGACUCAUUAGCAUUGACAGAUAUCUAAAAGUGGUGAAACCAUUUGGAGAUUCCCGGAUGUACAGCAUCACUUUUACAAAGAUUUUAUCGGCAAGCGUUUGGAUUGUCAUGAUAUUCCUGGCAGUGCCAAACGUGAUCCUUACAGAUGGUUACCCAACUAGGAAAAAUAUAGGUGACUGCUUAAAGCUAAAAACUCCUUUAGGAGUAAAGUGGCACGAAGCAGUUCUAUAUAUCAACAACAGCAUGUUUAUCAUUGUACUGACUGUCCUAAUAGGGUGUUAUAUUGAAAUAUCCAAAUAUAUCCAUAAAUCAACCAAGCCAUUUCUUAGUGCUUCAAGUCGCAAGCGGAAACAUAACCAAAGCAUAAGGGUGGUUGUGGCUGUAUUUUUCACCUGCUUUGUACCAUAUCAUUUGUGCAGAAUACCUUUUAUUUUUGGUCAUCUGGAUAAAUUUUUCGGUGAUCCAGCACACAAAAUCCUUUACUACUGCAAGGAAGUGACUCUUUUCCUGUCUGCAUGUAACGUGUGCCUAGAUCCAAUUAUCUAUUUUUUUAUGUGUAGAUCAUUCUCACGAAGGUUGUUCAGGAAGUCAAACAUGCAAACAAGGAGUGAAAGCAUUAGAUCACUUCAGAGUGUCAAAAAGUCAGAAGUGCGCAUAUACCAUGAUUAUACUGAUCUGUGACACUUCUAUACCUUCAUCGAAUACCUUUUUCUUAUGUGUCCCAGCAAUAAGUUUAUUAUUUCUACAUAAUAAAAGUAUUUUGUUUGAUUAUAUGUGUUUUAACAAAUACGUGCCAAACCAAAGUUUUCAUAUUUCUUACUGUGCAAGAUUGGAAGACUGGCAAUAUUUGAAAAGACGAUUGAGAAGAAGGUUUAAAGGCUCUGCAGCAUUAGAGAAGCUGCAUAGUGUCAUCUAGUGGAGAACAUAAUAAUAAAGCAUGCUAUUAGGAGUCUUUAGAAUCAAAAUUGCAGUUGAUUCAGGCAGUGCUCUCUGAAUUGUUCCUGCCCAACAUGAAUUGUAUAAACCAAAAUUAAAUCUGCAAGUCUCACAUUCAUAAGAUACAUUUCACUGGUUAUCAGGUUAGUUCGUCACGUGGGGAAAAAAGGAAAGCUUGGAGGAAUGCAAAAAUGAAGUACAAAAGUACAAGAAAGUAUUUUUACAGUGUUU
Messenger RNA from Sphaerodactylus townsendi, 1930 nucleotides. It is a transcript of the gene GPR87, whose product is annotated as G protein-coupled receptor 87. The coding region runs from base 296 to 1444 and encodes 382 amino acids. The record is from RefSeq and is a predicted model, not a curated record. Lineage: Eukaryota; Metazoa; Chordata; Lepidosauria; Squamata; Sphaerodactylidae. Gene Ontology annotation, biological process: G protein-coupled receptor signaling pathway. Gene Ontology annotation, molecular function: G protein-coupled purinergic nucleotide receptor activity. Gene Ontology annotation, cellular component: membrane. The transcript has 3 exons.